Molecule: messenger RNA, 1266 nt
Organism: Prunus persica (peach)
Lineage: Eukaryota; Viridiplantae; Streptophyta; Magnoliopsida; Rosales; Rosaceae
Product: probable carboxylesterase 15
Exons: 1
Coding region: 70-1086 (338 amino acids)
Molecular function (GO): hydrolase activity
Source: RefSeq, a predicted model, not a curated record
CUCUUACAUCCCAACCUCUUUGUGAAGUAAAUUAAACCAGCAAAGCCUAGCCCAUAUUAUACCACCACCAUGGUCCGUGAAAAUAAGAAGCUAGUCGAAGAGGUGUCCGGUUGGCUAAGAGUCUUCAACGACGGCUCAGUCGACCGGACAUGGACUGGACCUCCUGAGGUCAAGUUCAUGUCUGAGCCAGUGGCACCGCACAAAGAAUUCGUCAACGGAGUUGCCACUGAAGAUGUGAUCGUCGAUGAACCCUCUGGCCUUCGCGUACGGAUAUAUCUACCUGAGCAAAAGCAGGAGGGUCACGACGACAACAAGCUUCCCAUAAUCCUCCACUUCCAUGGGGGUGGCUUUUGCAUAAGCCAAGCUGACUGGUACAUGUACUACCACAUAUACACCAAGCUUGCUCGCGCCACAAACGCCAUUGUUGUCUCUGUCUAUCAAAGGCUAGCACCCGAGCACCGUCUCCCUGCCGCCAUCGACGACGGCUACACCGCUCUCCUCUGGCUUCGGAAGUUGGCUCGGGGUGAGCAAAAAGAGCCGUGGCUUCUGAGCUACGCAGACUUCAGCCGUGUGUUUCUUAUUGGAGAUAGCUCAGGAGGGAACAUAGUGCACCACGUCGCUGCUAGAGCAGGCACGGUGGAUUUGAGUCCCUUGAGGCUUGCCGGAGGGAUCCCGAUCCACCCGGGUUUCGUUCGAGCCGAGAGGAGCAAGUCUGAAUUGGAGCAGCCUGAGUCACCGUUUCUUACACUGGACAUGGUGGACAAGUUUUUGGGGUUGGCUAUUCCAGUGGGGUCCACCAAAGACCACCCGGUAACGUGUCCGAUGGGCCCCGGCGCCCCGCUGUUGGAUGGCCUGAAGCUGCCGCCGUUCCUUCUUUGCAUUGCUUCCAAGGACUUGAUCAUAGACACAGAAAUGGAGUACUUUGAGGCCAUGAAGAAGGCCAACAAGGAUGUGGAGCUUCUGAUUAACAAGGGGAUGACUCACAGCUUCUAUCUUAACAAGAUUGCACUAGACAUGGACCCUGAAACAGCUUCCGAAACUGAGAUUCUGAUUACAAGGAUCAAGGAGUUCAUCAAGAACCACUAGAAUAUUAUGGGACUUUGCGCGGAAAUUAAUAAUUGUAUUUUUAGACUUUUGCUUGUAGUAUUUUAUUUUCCUGUAUUUUGGGAUAUUGGUAAUUAUAUGCUUUUCAGGUUGAUGUAACUGGUGGUGUGGAUUAUGGAUAGGAUGAGAUGAGAUUUUGUCGUCCUUUUUGGAACUUUAUUA